AUGUCCGCCAAACCAGCCACCAAGUCAGUCAACACGGCCAUUAGCAAACUUCUCAACAACGUCAUGGAGUUGGUAACAGAACUCAUUUCGCUCAAGAAACAGAAAUUCAAUCCUCAACUCGCCGAACGAGACGAUGCUAUCUUCGCCAAUCUGACUGGACUCCCGGACAUCAAAAAUUUCGAACGUCUCACUCAGCAUAGUGACGACAACUUCGGAAUGCCCUAUCCUGCUAAUGCAUCAUUCACACAACCAGACCAAUACUCUCGAAAACUCCUAGUCCAAGUUUUCACACCCUACGUGAAUAACCCCACUUCAGAAAUGAGUCAUUCACUAAAAAUUCCUCAUAACAUGCUGAUCCGACCAAUCGAAGAGCAGACGACUAGUGUUACCAAGACUACUGGCACUCCUAAGCAGCCUAUUUCUACGACUGCCCCGACGCCAACUGCGACUUGGACCACUACCCGUCCCACCAUAACAAGUACUACCAGUAGCAAGCCGAGGACAACUACAAUACCGCCUGCCACGAAAAGUACUACCGCCUCUUCGACCACCAAAAUCCACAUGCCACCAAUCACCUCCUUACCAAAGUUCCAGCAAACUCUUGUUGUAGAACGAAGAUCCAUCCAAGAAUUAGAUGAGCAGAACUUGAACGCGAAAGCAAAUUACAUCGCUUCUAAGUUUGAUGCCGAAGAAAAUUUCAAAAACAAUAUUACCCGCCGCAUCGCUCAGGAUCAUCUACAAAAUGCCACAGGUGUUUUUCAAGAGGACCUCCGAAAACACAGGGUGUCAUUUAAAGAUUUUGUUGUUUUACUCUUACUCGAUGCGUUCAAUACUAUCCUUAAUUUUGUCAUUGAGCUUGUAAGCUUUAAAACAUAA
Messenger RNA from Auanema sp. JU1783, 876 nucleotides. Lineage: Eukaryota; Metazoa; Nematoda; Chromadorea; Rhabditida; Rhabditidae. The record is from the annotation of a GenBank genome assembly.